This is a messenger RNA of Echinostoma caproni, 2142 nucleotides long. The record is from the annotation of a GenBank genome assembly. NCBI's taxonomy places the organism in Eukaryota, Metazoa, Platyhelminthes, Trematoda, Plagiorchiida, Echinostomatidae.
AUGGGUGGGGUGUUUCAUUGCUCCGUCACAGAUCACUCUGGCACAGCAAUCCAGUCAAAUGAAAUUGAGAUUCGUGAUGCAAUUUACUACAUGGAAAAGCUCAAUAUACCUGGAAAGUUGGACAUAAUAAAAGUUCCCCCUAUCGACCCGGCGGAUUUUCCCUUCUCGUUCCAAUGUUUUGAUACCGAUCCUUCUAUGAGCACGUGGCCAGAAUGGUUGAAUCUUUUGAGCAGCUCAUACUGGCCUUACGAUUGGUUUUAUUGUGAUGUGACUGGUGCGCCAAAUGCGCAGAUUUGCGCUGAUCAGAGUUCUGUGUUACCAGAGGGUGAUCAUUUGAAGUUUUUGAAUGGAACUAUGUAUUUGUUGAAUGAAAGACUCAUCGAAUCUAAGAAAAUUGCCAUUGUUUGCAAGUCUAAACGAAAACAACAACCUAUACGGACAUUUGCCAGGGACCACUCGGAAGCCCGCAAUCAAGAAAUCACAGCUCCUCUCUCUGUACUUCCCGGUCCUUCCGGUCAGCCGGCCAAGCUCGAAGCACUCACAUCAACUGAUCAGUCAUUUACUUUGCAAGCUGGUAGUAACACAGUAGGGUUUAAGUUGAAAGCGCUGUAUCGUGAACCGCCUACGGGGGUAAAAACCGUUUGGACAAAAGAUGGUCAACAACUACCGAAAAAGUUUUGCACGCAGUAUUCGUAUCAACUUCCCGACAUCGCCACGUGGACUGUAGGGGGCACAUAUCUCCUCACUGUUACUUCUGCGGAAAACCCGAACGAGGUGCUUCGUUUUGUUUACAACCUCCGAGUUAUUGAACCUCCUGCUUUCUCUUCCCCCAGUUGUCUCAGUGGAUUGAUUUAUAUCAUGGAGGGAGCGGAUUACAAUGUAUCCUGUCCCAUCAAGUUUCGCUCAGUACCAAAAUCGUUGAUAGGAGUGAAUCUAAUCGAAGCUGACUCACCUGCCGCGUUACGAGACCGACUGAAAUCCGACAUUGCCUUGGACCCGAUAUUGAGAAAACUGGAAUUCGAUUUUGAAAUGAAAAAGGAAGACCCAACUUCAGGCGAGGUGAACAUAUUGUUAUAUAACAUGGAAGACGGUCAAAACUUUCAACUUUCUGCAAAGCUUGAAAGUUCUGACGGAGACUCUUAUUUGUCCAGUUCUGUGCGCGUAGUCCCUACGCCAAAGCUGUUCAAGCCACCAUCGGGUUCCAGUUGUACGGAGGGAUGUGACACAGAACCGUAUAAUGUGACGUGCUCUGUCGAUCCAGAGCGAAUCAAAUUGUGGAACGAUCAAUUCAACAUAACCUAUUCCACUGCAUGGAUUAUCCAAGGCCAGUGGUCAUCCGCGCAGCUAGACCCCCAGGGCAUUGGUCGCUUCAUUGAGACCACAACGGACGGUGCCACACUGACGAUAUGGCCACGUGGCAACUCAGCCUCGGAACAGCAAUCUGCCAAAACCAAUCCUCCCGUAGAAGGCGCUGAACCGAAAGAUCAAGAGGAGAAACACGGAACGGAAGUGUCCUCAGACCCGAAUUCGCAAUCACUCACACUGAAACAGUACCUCACAGAGACCCUCGGUGAAUCCCGGGCCAAGGACCUGAUGCUUCAGUGCUGGAUCCGGUUGUUCGUACAUUCGUCCGAGGCCCGAUUCGAUCCGCCUCCGUCAGACAGAGUUCUGCGUCGAGUUUCUCGCCAAUAUCAAGGCACCAGUGAUGUUUUCGACAACCCACCUCGUCUGAUCUAUGACUCACGUUGGGAAACGAACAAAGCAUUGGUAGAUCAGUUAACAGUCACACGAACAUUUACACCAGAUCCGAAACCCGCCAGUGCCAGCCUUGCCUGGAUCGCCGCCGUGGUCAUCGGUGUGAUCAUUGUGGUUGCAGUCAUUGCCUUGAGUGUCUGGUUAUACACACGCGAUCGUGGUGAGACCUACAUGUUGUACGACAAAGAACGAGCUCACGGGAAUGAUCCGAUACAAGAAAUGAAGGAGAAAGAGGCUUUUCAAACAUAUCAAAGGCACAAGAGACGAUUCCCAGUGCGGAAAAAUCACCUUGCCAUCAAGUCUUUAACCGGGAUGCCCGACUGUUCUGGCUCUCUGAACGCUGAGUUGGGUGGACUGAAACGGAAAGGUUUAUCAAAACGGAACUAA